Molecule: messenger RNA, 672 nt
Organism: Salvia splendens (bonfire salvia)
Lineage: Eukaryota; Viridiplantae; Streptophyta; Magnoliopsida; Lamiales; Lamiaceae
Exons: 2
Coding region: 132-506 (124 amino acids)
Source: RefSeq, a predicted model, not a curated record
UCUUCACCCUUAUCCUUAAACUCUCCAAACUCAAACCUAAAUCCCCUAGAUUGCUCUGCACAAAUUCCUAUCCAUUCCACCGCUCUUCAAAAUCCAAUCCCACUCCAAAAAAAAAAAAAAUCAUCAAACAAAUGAGAGGUCAAGAUCCUCAAACAAAGGCCCUCAACGAUCUAUGGUCGAUGAUGGUGCACUGUUUCCGGCCGUCGCCUCUCUCCAUCUCCUUCCCCACCCUCUCUCCGCCGCAGUCGCCCACGGCGUCAUCGCGGCGCCUCCAGAUUUCCCCGACGGCCUUCGGGUUGCUCUUCAUUGGGAUCUCGAUGGCUCUGAUGCUAUUCGGAAUAGUCACUUUCUUGAUCGGAUUCGUGCUCAUGCCGCUCGUGAUCAUGCUGGUCACGCUCUUCUACUUUGCCGGGAUCGUCGUGAAGGUGUCGGAGAUUGGCCGGAGCAUCCUCUGGCCGAGCUCCGAUUGCUAUAAGGUCGUGCCAGUGUGGAAUUACUCAAACUAAGACAGCAUUUUGAACAAUGGCAGCAUUUUUUUCUCUCCUUUCUUUUUGAAGCUAGUGACCAUGAUCUUUCUUUCUGAGGCUUAGUGAUCAUGACAUAUACUUUUUGUAAUAGUAUUAUAGAGCAUUUCUUUGCAUACUAAAGAAUUUUAUGUAAACGUCCAAAUCU